AGCAGAGUCCGAAACUCCAGCAGCUUCUCACCUCAGGAUUAUUUCUUCCUCUCUUUUCCAGACUUUCACAGAAAUAAAUAAUGGACUUAAACUCGUGGGUUUCCGCGCUGUGGCUGCUCCUCUCCUGUUUCUGCUGCGCAGCCCUGGCCGCCCCCCCCACGCGCGCCCCCGCCACGCGCGCCCCCGCCGCCGCCAGCGCGCACCAAGCGCGUGCCCGCACCAAGCGCUGCUCGUGCGCGACCUUCCUGGACAAAGAGUGCGUUUAUUUCUGCCACCUGGACAUCAUCUGGGUCAACACACCUGAGCGUGUGGUCUCCUACGGGCUCGGCGAUGCACCGAGGACGAAGCGCGCGCUAACGGACGCCAUGACAACCGGCCGCGGGCCGCGCUGCGCCUGCGUGAGCGCCGACGACCUCAGCUGCAGCAGCUUCUGCCUCAGACAGGAAACGGCGGCAGAGGCGGAGCUUCGCUCCACAAAGAGUCGGCGUGAGCAGCGUGAACGACGGGGGCGGGGAACAUCUGUGAUUGACAGGGUCAGGACCGGCGGCAGGAAACAGGCGUCACCCGCGGCGCCGCGGCCGGCGCUGAGGCCCCGCCUGCUGCUGCAGAUGUGGAGGGCGAGGCAGCGCCACCGGUCGAGGCCGCAGCAGGACGCCGGCGCCGCCUUCUGAAGGGGGCGGUUCCCCCUCACUGGACUGCGCGGGGAAACCUCCACGCUCCAAUCAGGCUCCAGUUCUCCUCUGGACCCCAAACGCAGCAUUUCAAGAACUCAAUCAGGGUCUCGGAGAGUCGAGCUGCAGAGACAUUGCCGCUGACGCAGGAGCCUGACUCCUCCCACCCAGGAACUGACUCCUCCCACCCAGCAGUUGUCCCUAUUUAUUAUUAUUUAUUUACCCUCUCCCUCCGCCAGCGUGUCUACCGACCAGAUUGGUCCAUCUCAUGUCUGUCAUUUCUGUGAAAUGGUUUGUAACCGAGGUGCCGAAUUCUGGCCGAACUUUAAUAAAUCACAACU
This is a messenger RNA of Cololabis saira (Pacific saury), 1012 nucleotides long. It is a transcript of the gene edn1, whose product is annotated as endothelin 1. The coding region runs from base 81 to 671 and encodes 196 amino acids. Gene Ontology annotation, molecular function: hormone activity; endothelin B receptor binding; endothelin A receptor binding. Gene Ontology annotation, biological process: regulation of systemic arterial blood pressure by endothelin; intracellular calcium ion homeostasis; regulation of vasoconstriction. Gene Ontology annotation, cellular component: extracellular region. NCBI's taxonomy places the organism in Eukaryota, Metazoa, Chordata, Actinopteri, Beloniformes, Belonidae. The transcript is spliced from 5 exons. The record is from RefSeq and is a predicted model, not a curated record.